GAAAGAAGAGUAGAGCAGCAGCAGCAGCGGCGGCAGCAUUAGCUGAGCCAACAAAGUUAACACCGUUGGGCAAUCUGAUUACGAUCAAGCGCUCCGCUCACACUUUGGCCCCCGGAAGCAACUCCUGUCGCCACCAUUGGGAGCGAGCCACUCGGCCGAGGACGCCGCUUUUUGACUGCUUUUUUUGUGGCUGGAAGUGGGGAAGCCGAUAACCGCGCGCACACACGCACGCACGCACGCACACACACACGCACACACACAAAAGCUUCUCAGCUGGCUAGCGAGCGGCUAACUGGGCUAGCUCGCGUGCCGCUCCUCUUCCUUGUGGCGCUUCGGGACUGGGAGAAGGGAGGCUGACAAGUGAGCUUUUUCUUUUUUUUUGACUUGUCCCACUAAGCCGUGGAUGGAAGCGCUCGCUCGGACCGGCCACGACGUAUCGGCGGAGCCGGAGCCGUAUAUCCGGACGGGCCUCGGGCCUGCACUUUUGUCCACCAGUCGCUAUGCGAUGCGUCGCUCGGUACCGUUAGCCGUCGGAGGCUAAGCUAGCUCCACUCGACUUAGCAUGUGCUAGCCGGUCCGUAAUCAUGCACGGCGCGGAGUUCGGGUGUUUAAUCGUCGACUGGUAGCUGAAUGUCAUAUUGUUGCGCGACUGUGUGGCGGAAUUGGUUGGUAAUCGGGUUGAAAACGAUCUAGCUAGCUUUGUGAUGCUAACGUUAAGCUGGUGAUCUCCAAAUGUGAAUAACGAUGCUAACUAGCCCAAUGUUAUUAUGUUCCUGCGCACAACCGGGAACGUAUUUCAAUGAAAUUCUCAGUGGGGGUGGCGUAGGUGCAAGAUAAAUGCCGAAUUCGGAUGUACUUCGGGAUGGCCGCGGCCAGAGUCCCUCCACGCAGAGAAACGCCAACAGGCAGGACAGACGCAACGCGAGCAAGCCCGGAAGCAGUGCUGCUCAGCGGGACAGACACCGAGACAAGAGACGCUCCUCGGCUUCCCGUCGGAAGAAACGCAGGCAGGCCAAGGACAGGGACUUGUGGCACCUCGGUGCGACCGAAGGAACCGUCAGUGACCGCCGUGGCACUUUUGGGAAGGUAGCUGAACUUCGGACGCUGGUGGAGUACGAUGACGUGAGCUCCCAGUCCGAGCGUUUCUCUGGGAGCCCCUCGCCCAAGCUGGACCGGCACGUCGAGCGUAUCUCCGUGGACAGACUGAGUGACUUUGGAGAGUAUAACGGCCCGGCGUCUCAUCCGAGGCACCGCAAGGACGUCGUCCUCAUCGAGGACCCCGACAGAGGACUGGCGGAAAGGAGCAAGCCAGCGAGCAAGGAUCCGGGCCAGAAGAAAGAGCGACUCAAUCGGGAGAGAAACUCAAAGGUCCGCAGUGGACUCGGGGCGAGUGACCCCAAAAACCACAGAGACGUGGUGAAGAGUACCGACAAAAACGGCAAGAGAGCGUCCACUGCUCAGUCAGCAGAAUCUGCGGACAAACGGGAUUCCAAAAGCCAACGGAGUAAAACGAGAGCCGAGAAAGAACCGCCGUCUGCCUACAGAGACGUUCCUCCGCAGUCGUAUCGGGAUGACGAGCUGAGGACCUACAGGAGAAGUCCGGGAUUCAAAGCCGAAAGUCCCUAUGGGACGUCUUACUCGUACAACUACCAGUCUCCGCCCGGUUACAACCAGAUAUCGAGGCGAAGCCCCGCUUACCCGAGCAAAAGAACCUCUCCCACGCCCAACUACUACGGCCGAGACGCAGACCCGUACGGCGCAUACGGCCUCGCCAAGUCGCCCGGCUCGUACUCUGGCGGCAAGCGCAAGCGAUCCCCCACCAGUCCCGCCGCCUGGCGAAGGUCUCCCAGUUACGGCCGACGCAGUCCGUACGAGCACGGGGAGUUCGUCGCCAGUCCUUUCGGAGGCCGGCGGAGAUCACGGAGUCCCUACAGGAAGUCCCUCAGCCCGAGUCCAGAUGUCAGGCGAUCGGCGAGGUCUCGCAGCCGAAGCCCGUAUGCAUCUGCCAGGCAUUCUCGCUCCCGCAGCCGCCAUGGCCACUCUCGCUCCGGCAGCCGGCCCUCCAGCCUCUCGCCGAGCACGCUCACCUUCAAGAGCAGCCUGGCGGCCGAGCUCAGCAAGCAGAAGAAGGCCAAAGCCGCCGAGGCCGCCGCCAAAGCCAAAGGCGCCGGCAGCGCGUCCACGCCGAUCAAGCCCGCCGCCGCCGCUCGCCAGCCCAGUCCCAAGACCAACCACGCGGCCCGGAAGGGACGCCCGCCCUCUCCGCCCGCACCUCCGACAGCGGUGGUGACGGUGGAGAAAGGUCCACGCACGCCCACGUCCGGCCAGCCCCAGUCGCCCUCCGACCGCUCUUCAAAGAGGAAUACGGAGCAACCCGCCAGCCGGGACAAAGACGGAAAGGCCAAAGACGACGCCAAGAGGAAGACGGCGACAGGGCCGAACAAAGAUAAGGAUCGAGCCGGCGGGACGCUCGCAUCUAGCAUCCUGUCCCUUCCGCUUCCCCUGAGUGUUCUUGAACAAAUGGAUAAAGGCGAGAGCACAAAGGACGCUUGUGUGUUGGCGAAGAAGAAAUCGGAACGAAAGGGCCGACCCCUCCUCACUGACCUGCCUCUGCCGCCGCUUCUUUCCAGUCGCACGUCUUCUCCGCGCAGCCCGGCCGAGGAGAAGAAGGCACAAACGCCACGUAGGAGGCCAAAAAUGUGCGGCCCGAGAUACGGCGAGAUAAAAGAAACUGAGAUUGACUGGGGCAAGCGCUGCGUGGACAAGUUUGAGAUCAUCGGCAUCACGGGGGAAGGCACGUACGGGCAGGUGUACAAAGCCAAAGACAAAGACACGGCGGAGAUGGUGGCUUUGAAGAAGGUGCGUCUGGACAACGAGAAGGAGGGCUUCCCGAUCACGGCCAUCCGAGAGAUUAAAAUCUUGCGGCAGCUCAACCACAAGAGCAUCAUAAACAUGAAGGAGAUCGUCACUGAUAAGGAGGACGCGUUGGACUUUAAAAACGAUAAAGGUGCUUUCUAUUUGGUGUUCGAGUACAUGGACCACGACCUGAUGGGCCUGCUGGAGUCGGGUCUGGUGCACUUCAACGAGAGCCACAUCAAGUCGUUCAUGAGGCAGCUGCUAGAGGGCCUGGACUAUUGCCACAAGAAGAACUUCCUGCACCGCGACAUCAAGUGCUCCAACAUCCUGCUCAACAACAAAGGUCAAAUUAAGCUGGCAGACUUUGGCCUCGCUCGCUUGUACAACUCUGAAGAGAGUCGACCGUACACCAACAAAGUCAUCACGCUGUGGUACCGCCCCCCGGAACUCCUGCUGGGCGAAGAGAGGUACACGCCGGCCAUCGACGUGUGGAGCUGCGGAUGCAUCCUGGGGGAAUUGUUCACCAAGAAGCCCAUCUUUCAAGCUAACCAGGAGCUUGCCCAGUUGGAACUGAUCAGUCGGAUAUGCGGCAGUCCGUGUCCCGCCGUGUGGCCGGACGUCAUCAAGCUUCCCUUCUUCAACACCAUGAAACCCAAGAAGCAGUACAGGCGACGACUGCGGGAGGAGUUUGCCUUCAUCCCUCCGUCUGCUCUGGACCUGUUUGACCACAUGCUGAACCUUGACCCCAGCAAGCGCUGCACGGGCGAGCAGGCGCUGGGCUGCGACUUCCUGAAGGACGUGGACCCGGACAAAAUGCCACCGCCAGAUCUUCCACUGUGGCAAGACUGUCACGAGCUGUGGAGCAAGAAGCGGCGGCGUCAGAAGCAGAUGCCAGAGGAGCUGGCCGUUCCACCGAAGGCGCCGCGCAAAGAGCUGGGCCUGGACGACAGCCGCAGUAACACCCCUCAGGGCUUCGCCGCUCCCGGGGGCACCAAAGCCCCGAGUGCGGCGGCUUCUGCACAGCUGGACCCGAAAGGUCCCAACUCCCAGCUGACCCAGGAGCAACUGGCGGUCCUGCUGAACCUCCUUGGUCCGCCCAACAGCGGCACCAACCCGGCCCAGUUCUUCCAGGCCGUGAGCUCCAAGGUCAACCAGGAGACGCUGCAGCAGCUCUCCAAAGUCCUGCCGCCCGCCGAGGCGACCGAGCCCCCCGCUAAGCCGCCGCCCGCCAAGCCCCCGCAGCCUGCCGCUCCGACCGGCGUGCCCCGCACCCCGCCCGUACCCAAGCCCCCUUCCCCUCCCGUGCCGCCCGAGGGGGCCGCCGCCACCCAGACGGCCGUCACCAUGCUGCUAGCUCAGCUGCUGCAGGCUCAGAGGCAGGAGGACGGCGCUGACGGGGCGGAGGCCGCCGCUGCUGCCGAUGACCUGGCAGCGGGAGCGCCCCCACUUCCCCCCGACGUUAAACAACCUCCAAAAUCAAGACCGGUCUCACCUGUGCUGGACAUGGGCGGGGUCCCCAUCCUGCCCCCAGACCAGAGACCACCUGAGCCCCCAGAGCCGCCCCCGCACGCUGACCUAGACUACAGGCGGCCGCCGCCCGAGCCCAAGCCCGGCCAUGCCCCACCCAUAGCGUCGACCGGGGGAGGUGACGGCGGUGCCCGCCCGCCCGAGCCCGACUACCCGCCUCUCCCCACUGCGGAGGGGCCCGGCUACGGGGGUGACUUCAGUCACCCGCCGCCGCCCCCCUUCACCCCCACGGGCUUCGGGGACAGCUUCAUGGGUCACAUGUUGGGCGCGGGGCUACCUCCUCACUCUCUGAGAGACGUUUUUAGCGGGCCGGGCCAGGCCGGGCCCCCUGAGCCCUUCCCCCCGCCGUGCCCCGCCGCCACCGGACCCCCCGGGAUGAUGUUUGCCGGGGACAAGGACCACCGCUUUGAAUACAGCCCCCUACCGGUGGAGGGCCAUCCCAGCCCCGGCGCCCUCCACUUGUACAACCACGCUCUAAUCCGGAAGGACGGCGUGCCGCCUCAUCCGCCGCCGCCCAUCCCGGUGCCGGGCCACGCUUGGGCCUCGCCCUCCCACCAGGUGCCCCUCGGCUUCGUCCCUCACGUCAACUCCACCAUCAGAGGACGAGGGCUGCCCUUCUAAGCAAACUGGAAGUGACGUUUCGCGACUUGAAGCCUCUCGGACCAGAAGUGGGAGGAGCUUUUCUUACUCAGACCAUUUUCAUAUUUUUUUGUAAUUUGUUCUACAAGUGUUUUAAAUUAAACUUUUUGAGGGGAGUGUUCAAUUAUUUAGCAGGCCGCUACAUUGGUAUCCUUCCCGUGACUGUUUCCUCCUAUUCACAGUAUAGUAGUCAUGAUUUGCACUACUGACUCUAGUAGGCUUAAAAACUCUUUUAGCAAUGGACGAAGCAGAAGAACAACUCAUCAUGUCGACUCUGGCGUGUUCUGUUUUGUUUUGUAUUUUUGAGAAAAAUGCUACUGGACUGCUAGUACUUGGAUGAGAAAAUCUGAUCCUGACAGAAAGACCCAGGAGCAAAAAGCGAUGAUGUAAAAUGAGAAAACACAAAAGGACACAAGGUGUUUCUCUUUUUUUUUUGUAUUAAAAAAAUAUUCUCCCCUUACACUUCUUUUCCUUUUGGCAAGUGUUUAUUAUUAAAGAAAUGCCACCAUGUAUAACUAUUGUCUUUUCAGUGACUAUAAAGAUUAUUUUUCAGUCUU
This is a messenger RNA of Phycodurus eques (leafy seadragon), 5579 nucleotides long. RefSeq names its product cyclin dependent kinase 13 (gene cdk13). Gene Ontology annotation, cellular component: nucleus; cyclin/CDK positive transcription elongation factor complex. Gene Ontology annotation, biological process: transcription elongation by RNA polymerase II; protein phosphorylation; positive regulation of transcription elongation by RNA polymerase II. Gene Ontology annotation, molecular function: cyclin binding; ATP binding; cyclin-dependent protein serine/threonine kinase activity. The record is from RefSeq and is a predicted model, not a curated record. NCBI's taxonomy places the organism in Eukaryota, Metazoa, Chordata, Actinopteri, Syngnathiformes, Syngnathidae.